Messenger RNA from Penicillium samsonianum, 231 nucleotides. RefSeq lists its product as uncharacterized. The transcript has a single exon. NCBI's taxonomy places the organism in Eukaryota, Fungi, Ascomycota, Eurotiomycetes, Eurotiales, Aspergillaceae. The record is from RefSeq and is a predicted model, not a curated record. Bases 1 to 231 code for a protein of 76 amino acids.
AUGAACGAUAAUAUCUCGGUUCUCAUCCAAAUCACAGGAAACACUCAGAUUCUAUUCUGGAGAGAUCCUAGCUUGGGAAGGCGCAGAGUGACUGGAUCCAUUAUGUUGGCCGCCCGUCACGAUGAAAAUAAUGCGUGUUGGAGUGUCAAUGGCAUUGGAAGUUUGAGUGCAACCGAGUUUGGGGAUAUGAUGACGGAGGCAAGUGUCCUUCUGAACUCUGCAUCGGCCUGA